Messenger RNA from Labeo rohita (rohu), 1124 nucleotides. It is a transcript of the gene hus1, whose product is annotated as HUS1 checkpoint clamp component. Gene Ontology annotation, cellular component: checkpoint clamp complex; site of double-strand break; nucleolus. The transcript is spliced from 8 exons. Gene Ontology annotation, biological process: mitotic intra-S DNA damage checkpoint signaling; telomere maintenance; mitotic DNA replication checkpoint signaling. The coding region runs from base 119 to 973 and encodes 284 amino acids. NCBI's taxonomy places the organism in Eukaryota, Metazoa, Chordata, Actinopteri, Cypriniformes, Cyprinidae. The record is from RefSeq and is a predicted model, not a curated record.
UUGUUUCCGGACGGAAGUGUUUUCUAUUGGGCCGCUGGCGCGAAAACACACAUGAAUAUCAACAAAAACCAGGAGAAAACUCUUCAGAGUAUUAAAAUAUCACAUUUACUGCCGCAAAAUGAAGUUUCGAGCUAAAAUCAUCGAUGUCGGAUGUUUAAAUCACUUCACACGUGUGGUGAACACAGUGUCCAGACUGACUAAGGCGUGUGUUCUGCGGCUCACCUGUGAUCACCUGUAUUUCGUGCUGUCGGGUCGUGUCGCUACAGGAGGAGUCAGUAUGUGGUGUGAACUCUCACAGGUGAAUUUCUUCGAUGAGUUCCAGUUGGAGGGAGUGUCUGCUGACGCCAACGAGAUCUUUCUGGAAGUGGCUCCGGAGAAUCUUUCCCGAGCCUUAAAAACGGCCCAGAACGCCAAAUCGGUCAAAAUCAAACUGACCAAGAAGAACUGCCCGUGUCUCACGCUGGCCGCGGAGCUGCCGUCUCUGUCCAGCGUCAGUCGUGUGGUCACUCAUGAUAUCCCAGUGGAUGUGAUUCCCAGACGACUGUGGCAUGAUUUCAGAGAGCCGCAGAUGCCAGACUUUGAUGUCAGCAUAUAUUUACCUCCUCUGAAGACCAUGAAGAGCGUUGUGGACCGCAUGAAGAACCUCUCCAACUAUCUGGUGCUGGAGGCUAAUCUGAACGGUGAGAUGAAUCUCAAGAUCGAGACAGAACUGGUUUCUGUCACAACGCACUUUAAGGAGCUGGGAAACCCUCCGUGGGGGGACGACGGCUCUCAGAGCUCCAGUCCGACUCACAGAGAUCCGGAUCUCAUGGCUGAGGCGCGUGUGGACAUCAAGAAACUCCAGCAGUUCCUGACGGGACAGCAGGUCAAUCCCAGCAGAGCCAUGUGCAAUAUUGUGCACAGAAGGAUUCUUCACCUGAUCUUUCUGCAUGAGGAUGUGUCUCUUCAGUAUUUUAUUCCAGCGGUGAUGUGACGAGAUCUUAGGAAUCACCUCCACAAACACUCACCUGCUCCGUCUCAACUCAAUCAGACUGAUAUGCAGAAUAUCUAAACCAAAAAAUUACAAGUAUUUCAAGGAGUCAGUUGUUAUGUAUAAUGUAAAUAUGUGUGUAUAUAUGAAUAAA